Molecule: messenger RNA, 1882 nt
Organism: Pygocentrus nattereri (red-bellied piranha)
Lineage: Eukaryota; Metazoa; Chordata; Actinopteri; Characiformes; Serrasalmidae
Gene: gjd2b
Product: gap junction protein delta 2b
Exons: 2
Coding region: 291-1205 (304 amino acids)
Biological process (GO): cell communication
Cellular component (GO): connexin complex
Source: RefSeq, a predicted model, not a curated record
UCCACUCAACCUGCAUCAGUAACGGCUCAGAGCAGACAGAGACACAUCAGCACGUUCAGACAGUUCAGAAAGAGAGAGAGACGGAGAGAGAGGGAGGACCAGAUCAGCACAUCUCAGAUGCUUCUGCACUCAAGUGAGAGAGAGACAGAGAGAAUAAGAGAGAGAGAGAGCAGUAUCAGUUCCUCCAAUGCUCUCUGUGGAUAACGCUCGCUCCUCUGGAGCUCUGUGCUGGAAGCAGUAGCUUUGGAACUCCUCAGGUUCUCCUCAGGAUCUCCUCUGGAUGAGCAGUCAUGGGGGAGUGGACCAUCCUGGAGCGGCUGCUGGAGGCGGCCGUGCAGCAGCACUCCACCAUGAUUGGCAGGAUCCUCCUGACCGUGGUUGUGAUCUUCCGGAUUCUGAUCGUGGCUAUUGUCGGGGAGACAGUGUACGACGAUGAGCAGUCCAUGUUUGUAUGCAACACGCUACAGCCAGGCUGCAACCAGGCCUGCUACGACAAAGCAUUUCCCAUCUCUCACAUCAGAUACUGGGUGUUCCAGAUCAUCAUGGUCUGCACGCCCAGUCUGUGCUUCAUCACCUACUCUGUGCACCAGUCGGCCAAGCAGAAGGAGCGCAGGUACUCCACCGUUUACCUGAGCCUAGACAAAGAUACGGACUGCUUGAAACGGGAUGACAGCAGGAAGCUGAAAAACGCCAUUGUGAACGGGGUGCUCCAGAACACGGAGAACUCCAGCAAGGAGGCGGAGCCUGAGUGCCUAGAGGUGAAGGAUAUCCCCCAUUCCUCCAUCAGGACAACCAAGUCCAAAAUGAGACGGCAAGAAGGCAUCUCCAGGUUCUACAUCAUCCAGGUGGUCUUCAGGAAUGCCCUGGAGAUCGGGUUCCUGGUGGGUCAGUAUUUCUUGUAUGGCUUUAACGUCCCUGCAGUCUACGAGUGUGACCGCUACCCCUGCAUCAAAGACGUUGAGUGUUACGUGUCCAGACCUACGGAGAAAACCGUCUUCCUGGUCUUCAUGUUCGCCGUCAGCGGCAUCUGUGUAGUGCUGAACCUAGCAGAGCUCAACCACCUGGGCUGGAGGAAGAUUAAAACGGCAGUGAGGGGCGUGCAGGCCAGGAGGAAGUCCAUCUACGAAAUCAGAAACAAGGAACUGCCCAGGAUGAGCAUGCCCAGCUUUGGACGCACCCAGUCCAGUGACUCUGCUUACGUUUGAGUGGAGUAACUAAUAAGUUACCUUAUUCUAACUGUAUAAGUGUACGAUGGACUUUCCAUCUCAUGGGCUUCUUUUGUGGAGCUGGUGGGGUAUUGGUUGGUUUUAUUUGUCUCUUGUGGACAAGAAAGUAAGCAGGCCAAACAUUUGUCUGUAUGGAUGUCUCUGAAAGGCACUUGGACAACUUUUAUUCCUGUUUUUAUUUUAUAUUAUAAAUGAGAUCUUGUUAUUUUCUUUGUUUUUUUUGUGUUGACUAUUUGCUACUGGGUCCACAUGACCAGGAGAACCAGUGGCAGAUAAGCAUUGCACUAAAUAUGAAUUUCAGAAGCCAAAAUGAACCCGAAUUUGUGCUGUGAAGGUCUUUUCUUUCUUUGAUCUUGCUUUUUAAACUCCCCAUGCUUGGUAGCAUCAUGUUGAAUGCCACAGAUUAGCUUGUUAGCCUGCAGCUCUGAUUUAUUUAUCUACAUGCAAGUCAGGCUUCUUUACCUUUAUGCUACAAUAUCUCUGUUUGGGGUUUAGAUCAUACAGCUUUGCGUAUCCCGUGGUCUUCGUUGCCUGUGCUUGCACCAUGUACCUUAAAGUGAGCCACCACUCCAUUGCUUUAAGCUGACCUGCAGGCAGUGGAUGCCACAAAUGCUAAUGUGUUACUUUGGAUGUUUAUUUAUUUAUAUAUUUAAUAU